Molecule: messenger RNA, 1397 nt
Organism: Plutella xylostella (diamondback moth)
Lineage: Eukaryota; Metazoa; Arthropoda; Insecta; Lepidoptera; Plutellidae
Source: RefSeq, a predicted model, not a curated record
UUGGAUAUGGAUUGGAUGAUUGGAUCGAGUAAAACAAUCAAAACAAAUCAAAUAUUCAAUUAAUUUAUUACAAAAUAAAUUAUAUAUCACACAUUCACAAUAUCUUAAUUUAUAAUGUUUCUUUGGUCUUGGGGUGCGAAUUCACAUGGACAACUUGGUCAAAACCUUGUCAAUGAGCAAUUAGAUAAACCCACAAAGAUUGACUGUACAGAUUUAUUUCAAAGUAUCAGUGAGAUUGUUUGUGGUGGAGGUCAUUCUCUGCUCCUGGAUGGAGAGGGCAAGCUGUUCUCAUGCGGCUGGAACCACAGGAAGCAGCUCGGCGACGAACAGGAAGCUCAUCAGUUUCACAGAGUAUGGCCAUUGAGUGGUAUUAACUUUUACAAAAUUGCAUGCGGCUGGGACUUCAGCUGUGCAGUGUCAGAUGACCAAUUCCUCUUUGUGUGGGGCUCCAACAGUCAUGGCCAGCUUGGACUCCCUAAAAGCCAUUUCAAAGAAUCCAUGAAGCCUAUAAGACUGCAAGUUAAUGCUAAGUCAGUAUCAAUGGGAUUGCGCCACACUGCCAUUGUCAAUUCUAAAGGUGAAGUCUGGAUUACAGGCUGUGGAAAGUAUGGACAGUUGGGUCUUGGUGAAGAAAUCCUCUCAGCAGACAGGUUUGAAAAGGUAUCAAAAGUGGGUAAAAUAUCUCACAUUGCUUGUGGGCAGAACCAUACACUAGCUUGGAGCUCAGAGGAAUAUGCCCUGUAUGUGUGGGGAGACAAUAAGCAUGGCCAACUAUUGCUGAGCCCAGAGAAGUAUAAGAAAAUUUUUGACCCUCAGAAAAUUGAUAUAGAUGUGAGACAAGAUGUCAAAAAGCUAUUGAGUGGGUGGACAAAUGCUUUGCUGUGGUUGGGUAAUGGUAAAAUACUAACAUGGGGCAGAAAUAACUAUGGACAGCUUGGCACAUCAAAGGAAGCUAAUUUUGGAAAACUAGUAAAUGUUUCAUUACCAGAUGAUAGGCAAAUAAAAGACAUAGCAAUAGGAUCUGAGCAUACAAUUUGCUUGGCAGCUGAUAACACUCUGUGGGCAUGGGGCUGGAACGAGCAUGCCAACACCGGCACAGGCUCGGGAGAUGCAGUGUUUCAUCCCACCCUCGUGCCUAUAGAUACUGGGGACAAUAGUCUAAUAAUGAGAGUUUAUGCUGGGGGUGGACAUAAUUUUGUGGUCACCAGUAAACCAGUUAAAGAGGAAGAAAAUGGUGCUAGUGAUUGUGAAGGGAAAGUGCCCAAUGAGAUUUAAAGAAUGGUUACUUUGAACUGGUGUAAAAAUUGUUUUAUUAGAAAUCUAGUCAUUUUAACUGUUGUAUUUUUAUACAGAUUACAAAGUGUUUUAAUAAAACCAUUAUUGGGUACAUACACAUA